GUCGCCAUUUGCCAACCUCAGAUGAUCCGUGAUCCUCAGCUGACGCUCUACAUUCACUUGGUCGAACAGUGAGAGCUUCUCAUCGUCAUCUCUUUCGAGGAUUUUCAACUCUCCAGCCUCCAACAUGUUGGGUCGAUCCGUGAACACCGUGGCCACUCUGGGCUCUCAGCCAUGCUUGGGCGUGUUCUACCAACAGAACCGUGGCAUGGCCAACCUGAAGGCCAUUGCCAUUCGCUUGAAGUCGGUCAAGAACAUCCAGAAGAUCACGCAGUCCAUGAAGAUGGUGUCGGCGGCUAAAUACGCUCGAGCUGAGCGCGACCUGAAGGCCGCUCGACCUUACGGAUUGGGUGCUCAAACCUUUUACGAGAAUGCGGAGGUCAAGGUCGAUGAGGCCAGUCAAACCCCCAAAGAGCUGUUUGUGGCCAUCACGUCGGAUCGUGGUUUGUGUGGCGCCGUUCACAGCUCCAUUUGCAAGUCCAUCCGAUCGGAGUUGUUGGCCAAGUCCGACUUGAGCAAUGUGGGCAUCAUCUGUGUGGGCGAUAAGUCCCGCGCCCAAUUGGGACGGUUGUUCUCCAAGCAAAUCUUGGCGGUGGGUAACGAUAUCGGUCGUCUGCCCCCUCAAUUCGGCGAUGCGUCCCGCGUGGCCAACGCCAUUCUCAACUCCGGAUUUGAGUUCGACAAGGGCACCUUGUUCUACAAUCAGUUCAAGUCGGUGGUGUCUUAUAAGACUAGCAAAUUGGACAUCUUCACCUUGGAGACGGUGAACAAGGCUGACAAGAUCACCCUGUACGACUCUUUGGAUGCGGAUGUGCUCCAAUCGUACCUAGAGUACUCCUUGGCCUCGAUGAUCUACUAUUGCUUCAAGGAGGGAGCUUGCUCCGAGCAAUCCUCUAGGAUGACGGCCAUGGACAACUCCAGCAAGAAUGCCGGCGAGAUGAUUGACAAGUUGACCCUCACAUACAAUCGAACACGUCAAGCCGUUAUUACUGGAGAGCUCAUCGAAAUUAUCUCCGGUGCUGCCGCUCUUUAAGAACUAAAUACUAUUCCAUUGAUCGCAACCCCCGGAAUAAUGACCAUCAGAAAAAGCAAAUACACACACCAAACUAAAUGUAACUUGGGUUGAAGAAGCAACAUUUUCUCGCAUUUUAUGCAGACUCGCUCGUUCAGAUUCACCUUGGAACCAGAGACCACCACAACAACUCCGACAUAGAGUGCGAAAGUGACACUUUUGUCUUUGUACACAUCUGAUUCUCGCGAUGAAAAUAAAUAUUUUAUGGACAA
Molecule: messenger RNA, 1281 nt
Organism: Tigriopus californicus
Lineage: Eukaryota; Metazoa; Arthropoda; Copepoda; Harpacticoida; Harpacticidae
Gene: ATPsyngamma
Product: ATP synthase subunit gamma, mitochondrial-like
Exons: 5
Coding region: 125-1030 (301 amino acids)
Biological process (GO): proton motive force-driven ATP synthesis
Molecular function (GO): proton-transporting ATP synthase activity, rotational mechanism
Source: RefSeq, a predicted model, not a curated record